Molecule: messenger RNA, 1822 nt
Organism: Echinops telfairi (small Madagascar hedgehog)
Lineage: Eukaryota; Metazoa; Chordata; Mammalia; Afrosoricida; Tenrecidae
Gene: DMWD
Product: DM1 locus, WD repeat containing
Exons: 6
Coding region: 139-1329 (396 amino acids)
Molecular function (GO): protein binding
Source: RefSeq, a predicted model, not a curated record
GGGUGCUCCGGAGAACCCCGGAGGGCUCCCGUAUUGCUCGGGGUUCCGAGAGAGGAGCCUCUGAGGGUUCCCGGAGGUGAUGCAAAGUCUGAAGGGUCUUGGGCGGUGCCGGCCAGAGAAGCGGGCCGCCUGGGGAGAAUGGCUAAUCAGUCCUUAGGUGAUGCUGGGGGGACUCGCUGGCGGUGCGUGGGCCCCCGGGUGUCCAUUGACCUCAACAAGCCAAUUGACAAGCGGAUCUAUAAGGGCACCCAACCCACCUGCCACGACUUCAACCAGUUCACCGCGGCCACCGAGACCAUCUCCCUGCUGGUGGGCUUCUCAGCUGGCCAGGUGCAGUACCUGGACCUCAUCAAGAAGGACACCAGCAAGCUGUUCAAUGAGGAGCGCCUGAUCGACAAGACCAAGGUAACCUACCUGAAGUGGCUGCCGGAGUCAGAGAGCCUCUUCCUGGCGUCGCACGCCAGUGGCCACCUGUACCUGUACAACGUGAGCCACCCGUGCGCGUCGGCGCCUCCGCAGUACAGCCUGCUGAAGCAGGGCGAGGGCUUCGCCGUCUACGCCGCCAAGAGCAAGGCGCCCCGGAACCCACUGGCCAAGUGGGCGGUGGGCGAGGGGCCGCUCAACGAGUUCGCCUUCUCCCCCGAUGGCCGCCACCUGGCCUGCGUCAGCCAGGACGGCUGCCUGCGCGUCUUCCACUUCGACUCCAUGCUCCUGCGCGGCCUCAUGAAGAGCUACUUUGGGGGCCUGCUGUGCGUGUGCUGGAGCCCCGAUGGGCGCUACGUGGUGACCGGCGGGGAAGACGACCUGGUCACCGUGUGGUCCUUCGCCGAGGGCCGCGUGGUGGCCCGAGGCCACGGCCACAAGUCCUGGGUCAACGCCGUGGCCUUUGACCCGUACACCACGCGGGCGGAGGAGGAGCGGCGGGACCGCGGUGCCGACAAGGAGCACAAGCGCUACCACAGCCUGGGCAACAUCAGCCGCGGGGGCGGGGACAAGCCCAGCGGCCCCGCCCCGCGCAGCCGGCUGGACCCCGCCAAGGUGCUGGGCACGGCGCUGUGCCCGCGCAUCCACGAGGUGCCCCUGCUGGAGCCGUUGGUGUGCAAGAAGAUCGCGCAGGAGCGCCUGACGGUGCUGCUCUUCCUGGAGGACUGCAUCGUCACCGCCUGCCAGGAGGGCCUCAUCUGCACCUGGGCCCGGCCCGGCAAGGCGUUCCCAGACGAGACCGAGGCCCAGACAGGGGAAGGCAGUUGGCCCAGGUCACCCAGCAAGUCAGUGGUAGAGGGCAUCUCUUCCCAGCCUGGCAAUUCCCCAAGGGGGACAGUGGUGUGAGCAGUGGUCAACCCUGCACCCCUCAUCCACUUGGCUAUAGUGACCACCCUGCUGACCUUGCCGAUCAACGUAUUAACAAGACUAACCGUGAUGGAUGGAUUGCUUCACCACCCUUCGCCCACCCUGCACAAAUUUUGGGGGCAAAGGGUCCCCCAGACUGGCCCAGACAUGGGGUGGUGUAGCAGCCCAUGUGGCCUCAGCCUCAUCCCCACCCACUGCCAAGUAUGGUGACCCCUUCCUCCGAGACAUCAGUGUUACCCACGUUCCUGUCCCCAGCAUGUGACUGGUCACCCACAAGAGUGCCAGCUCUCUGCCAGGUGCCACUGCGUCCAGCGGGCAGGACCAGGGGGUGGCUGCCCCUUCCCCAGCCCCCACCUGCCCUUGGUGUUGUCUGUACACUUUCCAGAGAGUGUUAAAUUAUGGUCGCCCCUCAGGGCCUCCCUGCCCCCCAGGACCUCUUAUUUAUACUAAAAUUCUCAUUUUUAGAGUUCCA